Messenger RNA from Cryphonectria parasitica EP155, 504 nucleotides. RefSeq lists its product as uncharacterized. The record is from RefSeq and is a predicted model, not a curated record. Lineage: Eukaryota; Fungi; Ascomycota; Sordariomycetes; Diaporthales; Cryphonectriaceae. Bases 1 to 504 code for a protein of 167 amino acids. The transcript is spliced from 2 exons.
AUGGCGUCACAGUCAAAGGUAGGCUUUCACCUGCCUUGGCCCUACACCAUCUUCUUCCUCUUCAUCGAGCCCUUCUCGGCCCUCGUCGGCGCAUACUACGCCCACUUCCGACAGCGGGACUAUCUGACGCUCACUCACGCGUCCUCUGCUCCCGUCCUGGGCGGCGUCUCUACCGGCACCUCCAUCGUCCUCUCCCAGCUAGCCAACCUCUACCUCCUCUUCGCACUCAACGAGGCUCUGGUCCUGCGGUCUAGCGCAGAUCUGCGAGUCUGGAGGACAGUCCUGUUCGUACUGCUGUUGGCUGAUUUUGGUCACUUGUACACCGUCAAGGCGCUGGGCCUGGACGUGUACCUGCCCUGGAACUUUGCUAGGUGGAACGCCAUCGACUGGGGCAACAUCCCGUUCGUCUACCUCGGCGCCAGCAUGAGGAUCGCAUUCCUCGCAGGUGUGGGCAUGGGCGGGUCAGGCAACAAGCUGCCCAAGGCCAUCAAGAAGAAGAGCUAG